Molecule: messenger RNA, 1642 nt
Organism: Trachymyrmex septentrionalis
Lineage: Eukaryota; Metazoa; Arthropoda; Insecta; Hymenoptera; Formicidae
Product: vicilin-like seed storage protein At2g18540
Exons: 1
Coding region: 166-1383 (405 amino acids)
Biological process (GO): cilium organization
Cellular component (GO): motile cilium
Source: RefSeq, a predicted model, not a curated record
AACCCCCUUGCAGGCAAAACCGGAAGAUUCUGACCAGUUUCCAACAAGUUAGAACGCAACACAUCUAAUCCAUGACUCACAUCUAAUUCUGCGAACUCAGUCUCACAAACGCACGAUCUUCUCUGAAUCCGUAAGGCAAUAAAUAUCCAAAAGUAACGAUUAACAAUGGAAGAAACACCCUCAAGUAACGAGAGCACUUUAUAUGCAAGAUUUCGUCGCAGUUGCCGCAACCGGGAGUCUCAUGACACGCUCGCGGAAUUGGCGGCUGAAUUACGACGUGCCUAUAUGGUGAAAGGGCUGCAGGCUCAGCUUGAUGAGAAACAGGCUCACAAAUAUACCGAGCUCGUGCGAAAACGCGAGGUCGCCGACUUGAUCCGUCAGGAACAACAGGAAGUAUUGGAGGAGGAUCUCCGAUGCCAGUCGGAGAUGCUACGGAAAUCGAAGGAAUACAGAAGGCAACUGGACGAGCAGUUGACACGAAAGGAGGAACAAAAAAGAGUCAUUGUGGAGGAGGCUCGCGAGUACAGGAAGUUCUUGGAAGAAGUGGACCGAGAGCAAGAAGAGCAGGAGCGCACGAAGGCGGUGGAGAAGAAAUGCGAGCUUGUAGAGAGGACGAGACAAGAGAGACUGAUCCUCGAGGAAAUAAGGGAGGCCCGUCGACAAGAGGAGCUUGAAGCAGAAGAGAAGAAGCGACUGAAAGAUCUAGAGUACUUGAAGGAGAUAGAGGAGAGAUCGAAGGAGAUGAGUAGACUCCGACAGGAGCAGUUAGAGAGGCGCGAGCGUGUCCUCCUGGAAACAACUAAGAUACUGCUGGACGCUCAAGCUCAAAAACGAGAGAGAGAAGAGCGACUGAUUGAUCUCGUAGCGGAGGAGAUCAGGUGCGAGCUUGUAAUCAGGGAGAUGGAGGAGACGAUGCGUAGGAAAAAAAUGCAGCAAGAACUGGCAGUUAGUUUACGGGAACAGAUAGUCUUCACGGAACAGUGCAGGCUGCGUUUCGUUGAGGAGGAUAGAGCAUGGGCCGAGGAAGUCAUGAGGAAGAUUAUGGAAGAUGAGAAGAUGGCAAGGUGCACGGCCGAGGCGAAAAGAAGGAUGAAAGUACAGUACCGGAAGGACCUGGAGAGUUUGAUUGAACACCGCCGCAGGAUUCGCGAGAAGGAGAUUGCUAGGAUUGAGGAAAUCGCUAAAGAGCAACAGAGAUUGGAACUACUUGAGGCGGAACGUGCGAAGGAGGAGAGAAAACGUUUGUUGAUGAUACACGCAGCUAACAUUGCAAAUUUCGUGAAUAGAGCGACUCUUACGUCUGAAGAACAAGAGAUUCUUGACAAAUUAACAAAGAAAAAUCAAGACACUAAAAAUAUCGAUAAUGGAGAUAUGAAAAAUUGAGCGAGAUGAUAAAGCCAUCAUUAAGUAAGAAAAUUUCAUCUCCAGAUAAUGUCGGCGAGAAAAUCGUUGAGAAGAUAGAGAAGAUAAUAAUGAAAAAUAUUGUACUAUCCACGGAAAUGGUCGAUCGGGACUCAUCGCAGUAUUUGCAGUAACUAGAACUUGUAGGACGAUUAGUAAAGAGAAGGAAGCUAAGGUCGACGAAGAGAAUAACAUUAAAGUGAAAAAGGAAAUGCAAUGUUAUAUAGGUAGAAAAAGAAUU